Molecule: messenger RNA, 168 nt
Organism: Dentiscutata erythropus
Lineage: Eukaryota; Fungi; Glomeromycota; Glomeromycetes; Diversisporales; Gigasporaceae
Source: the annotation of a GenBank genome assembly
AAAUUGAUGAAAUGCUAAAACCAUUUAAUGUGUAUUUGAUUGUUGAUGAGGCCCAUUCUGUUGGUGCGUAUGGUAACAAAGGAAAAGGAAUCGUAUGUGAGUUAGGUUUGGAACAUCGGGUAUUUGCACGAAUACUUACCUUCAACAAAGCUAUUGCUAGUAGUGGAG